AUGUCGGCAGGGUCCUCUCGGACUCGGCAAGCGGCAUCCGCCGCUGGUGGAGUGCGCCGCAUGCGUUGGACAAGGGAUAUGAACGCAAACGCAUUGCGGGCGUACUAUAGGGCGAAAGGGGAAGAAACUGCGGGGAUAGCGUAUCGGGCUCGGAUGCAUUGCUUUUUUGCUGAGCUGGAGCCGUCUAUUCCCGUCACGGAACAAAACCUGGCAGACCGAGUUCGGUACAUCAUGCGCUCGAAAAUAUUCGAUGAUGCCGAGCUCGAACGACUACGACGUGAGGCCAUUCCCUCAUCGAAUGAAUUGGCUACGGCUGGGGAUGCGGCUCCUCAGGCGACAGACCAGCUGCCACGCGUAGAAGCCGCCAUGGAUCUUCCAGUUGUGGUUGAUUCAGAUGAUGAUGAAAUGGUCACCCACGAACUAGAGCAAAUGAGGAGUAUAUUGGAAGAGGCAAUUUUGGAAACGCGCAGCAUGCCUCUCGAAAAUCGACCGCGACUUCCCCGCAUACCUCUAAGCAAGCGAAAUCGGGCUGUCGUGAGGGCUCUUAACCCAAUGCUGGUAACCUAUUUGGAAGCCAGCCGGGACCUUUGCGAGACGGACUCAGUUCUUUUUGGCGCCGCAGUGGCAGCUUGCCGUAUUAUUGGCGCCAGAUUCUUCCCAUGGCUGGACGCGCUACUAAACAAAGUAGCGCCAUCCCAGCCUGGAGAAAAAGAAUUGAGGACCGUAUCGCAAAGGCAAGGGCCCUUAUCGGCAGACUGA
This is a messenger RNA of Parnassius apollo (apollo), 759 nucleotides long. The record is from the annotation of a GenBank genome assembly. NCBI's taxonomy places the organism in Eukaryota, Metazoa, Arthropoda, Insecta, Lepidoptera, Papilionidae.